GUAGGAGGUAGAGAUGGAUAUGGAGAUAGUAAAUGUAUUGUUGCAGGAUACAAUAAUCGUCAUUCAUUUUAUCCCACUUCCAGACCAACAUACGAAGUCGUCUAUGCAUGGUCACAAUCAUUUGAGAAUCUCAUGAAAAAUAAGCUGGGUCAAAAGUAUUUUGCCGAAUUUCUGAAGGGUGAAUAUUCUGACGAGAAUAUUCUUUUCUGGCAAGCAUGUGAGGAGCUGAAACGAGAAAAGAACGCCGAGAAAAUUGAAGAAAAGGCUCGUAUCAUCUACGAGGAUUUUAUAUCAAUACUUUCACCGAAAGAGGUGUCGUUAGAUUCGAGAGUACGUGAAAUCGUCAACACCAACAUGUCACGACCGUCCUCGGCGACAUUUGAUGAGGCACAAAACCAGAUUUACACUCUCAUGCAGAGGGAUUCGUAUCCGAGCUCAUUGGGUUUCUCGAUUAAUAUAUUGUUGGCCUAA
Angiostrongylus costaricensis is the source of this 471-nucleotide messenger RNA. Lineage: Eukaryota; Metazoa; Nematoda; Chromadorea; Rhabditida; Metastrongylidae. The record is from the annotation of a GenBank genome assembly.